GGUCCAAUAAUAGCGCAGGAGGCGGGCUGCUAACACAAAGAGAGUUUCCUGACAGGCUAAGUUUCGGGCAAGAAAAACACCCAGCGCUGAUAAAAAGGCGUCGUUCCGAUCGCGUGACACAGGGAAGGGAAAAGGCGACGCUUGCACCAGGUCUGGAGUUGUUUCAGCGGCGGACACACACACACACAUAAGAGACAUGGAUUCCCGGGCCGGUUUGGUCGUUUUGUUGUGCUUGAUAGGAUUCACCUGUGCCGAAGUGAAGUUCAUUGAUUGCGGCUCCGCUACUGGAAAAGUGGCCACAGUUGAUGUCAAACCGUGUCCUACCCAGCCAUGCCAGCUACACAGAGGACAAGACUACAGUGUCAACGUUACAUUCAUGAGCAAUGUGGAGUCCAAGACGAGCACAGCUGUGGUUCACGGCAUCAUCGCCGGCGCCCCCAUCCCUUUCGCUAUUCCCAACCCAGACGGCUGCAAGUCUGGAAUCCAGUGUCCCAUGAAGAAGCAGAUGUACAACUAUGUGGCGACACUAGCUGUGAAGUCCGAGUAUCCCGCAAUAAAGCUGGUGGUGAAGUGGGAACUGAGAGACGACACCAACAGCGACUUGUUCUGCGUCGAGUUUCCAAUCCAGAUCGUGUAAACCUGUGUCAAACUAGCCACUAUACCUCUCCUUUUUAAAAAGGGAUUCAGCUUUGCGUAAAACCUAAAGCAUGUCGAUGAUUCCAGCGAGAUCUUUUUAAUGAUUCAUCAAAUUGAUUUUAAGUGUCUUUCACUUAUUCGCAAGACUUGGCUGCACACGCAUCUUACAUCCUGCUGAAAUAAAAGGCACAUUUAUAUAUAUAUAUUUGUGCUGUUAAUUUUAAGAGAUGUGGAUGAGAAAUUAGUGUUAUUGUGUGAAUGACUCAACUGCAUUCCACUACAGUGCAAAUGUGUUACGGGCUGCUGUGUAGUCAGGGAAAAGUACAUUCUGUACCUUUUCUUCGCUAUAAGUUUUGUAAUGUUUCUUACUGACCAUGUACUUACCUGACCUGUUGGAAAUUGUAUGGGGGGGGUGGGAUCUAAUAAAGAAAUCAAUGUGUA
This is a messenger RNA of Mugil cephalus (flathead mullet), 1077 nucleotides long. RefSeq names its product NPC intracellular cholesterol transporter 2-like. Gene Ontology annotation, biological process: intracellular cholesterol transport; cholesterol efflux. The record is from RefSeq and is a predicted model, not a curated record. Lineage: Eukaryota; Metazoa; Chordata; Actinopteri; Mugiliformes; Mugilidae. The transcript has 5 exons. Gene Ontology annotation, molecular function: cholesterol binding. Bases 197 to 637 code for a protein of 146 amino acids.